Molecule: messenger RNA, 1559 nt
Organism: Rubroshorea leprosula
Lineage: Eukaryota; Viridiplantae; Streptophyta; Magnoliopsida; Malvales; Dipterocarpaceae
Source: the annotation of a GenBank genome assembly
AAUUUCUUUACUCUUCUUCAAUCAACCCAACCAUCUUCAACUUCUGUGCUUUCUAAUUUUUCCGGUAAUUUUGUGGUCCAGAACAGAAUGGUUACAACCUUGUUAAGCAUUUGCAGUAGCUUUUCAUGGAGGUAUCAUCGGCAAGUAGCUUCUUCUUCAGUGGCAAAAAGUGAGAUUUUAAGAGCAAAAACCAUUGCAUGUCAGUCAGGAAGUGGAUGGAGUGAUAAAGAGAAUGAAGACUCAUCAGGGUUUUUCAACAGAAGAUCAGUUUUAGUUUCUGGGUUAUCUCUUCUUCCGUCGGCAACACUAGGAUUUCCAGGAGAUGGAUUGGCUGUUGUCAAACAGGGUCCUCUUGCAGGGAGGAUUCCAGGCUUGUCUGAGCCAGAUGAACAAGGUUGGAUGACAUACCGGAGACCAGAUGACAAGUCUGGAGGGCAUGGAGUUGGAUGGAGUCCAAUUAUACCUUACCUUUUCUCAGUGCCACAAGAUUGGGAAGAGGUUCCUGUAUCGAUUGCAGAUCUAGGUGGAACAGAGAUUGACUUGAGAUUUGCUAGCUCAAAGGAGGGAAAAUUGUUUGUCAUUGUUGCUCCUGUUCUCAGAUUUGCAGAUAAUCUUGGUGAAGAUGCUAAAAUUGAAAAGAUUGGACCACCAGAGAAAGUGAUUAAUGCAUUUGGACCAGAAGUAAUAGGUGACAAUGUGGAAGGGAAGGUUCAAAGUAUUAAUGUAGCUGAGCAUGAUGGAAGAAUGUAUUACCAGUAUGAGUUGGAACCACCUCAUGCACUGAUCACAGCAACUGCUGCUGGCAAUCGCCUUUACUUGUUCAAUGUAAUUGGCAAUGGUCUUCAAUGGAAGAGGCAUUACACAGAUCUGAAGAGGAUUGCUGAGUCUUUUCGUGUUGCAUAAUUCAAAUCUCUUUCCCCUCAAUGGAGUGUAUUUAUAGCAACUGAGUGCAAAAAUAUUCAGUUAAUUUUCCAAGUGGCUCUUGCAAAGCUUUACAAGAAACUAUAUUUACAGUACAAAGAGUCAAGCAAAAAUAUAUGAACUCCAUUCAAAUUUAAUACUAGCUUUCUAGAAGUUAUCUCAUGUUGUUUCAGUAGAUUUGCAGUAAUCUUCUGAGUCCAGGUAGGCUGCAAGUAAAUGACCACAAAUUUAUAGCCUGCUUCAGGACUUCUCUGCAUAACUGAUAAAUGGGUCAGAGGAUCAAUGCACCUUCUUUGGUGGUUAUGGUUCGCCAGUGAUUCAUCUUCACUCAUGAAUUAUCUGUUCCCUCUACUUGCAUUUUGUGGUACAGAGGACAAUUCUUCACUGAUGCAUGGCAAGUACUCAUUUUAACUGUCAGUCCUCCCACUUAGGCUAAUGCUUUGGUCAUUCUCCAUUCAAUAGCUUGCGUUAGUGGUGCUAAUCUUUCGCUCAGUUUUACUAAGCCUAACUGAAUUGCAGCCUGGCCAUUUAAACCCUCUAACAUCAUGAUCAUCCUCAUAUUUUCGGCUCUCUACAUUCCUCAGAAGCAGCAUAACUAUUUGACAGCAGUAUAUGAUGAAUCAACACCUCAAUUCACG